This is a messenger RNA of Setaria italica (foxtail millet), 897 nucleotides long. Its product is annotated as late embryogenesis abundant protein 31-like. The record is from RefSeq and is a predicted model, not a curated record. NCBI's taxonomy places the organism in Eukaryota, Viridiplantae, Streptophyta, Magnoliopsida, Poales, Poaceae. Bases 114 to 689 code for a protein of 191 amino acids. The transcript is spliced from 2 exons.
CGCCCGCAUCCGCAGCCACCAACAACGAGCGGGUCUCAGGUCAGAGCUCGAACGCACUGACAGCGCUUCACCUUCACCUUCACACACCCAGCAGCGAAGCAUCCGAUCCCAGGAUGAGCCAGGAGGAGCAGGUGAGGAGGAAGCCGGCGGAGCCCGACGGCCAGGACCAGCCGGGCGGCGGCGGCGCCGUCACCGAGGCGCGCGUGCCGGAGGAUCACGACGCCGGUGACGUCGCGGCAGCAGAAGCAGGCGAACUCGACGGCGGCGGCGGCGGCGGCCGGGGCGCGGCGAGGGACGGGACGAAGAUCACGAUCGGCGAGGCGCUGGAGGCGACGGCGUUCUCGGCGGGCGACCAGGCGGUGGAGCCGAGCGACGCGGAAGCGAUCGCGGUGGCGGAGGCGAGGGCGAGCGGGACGGACGAGGCGCCGCCGGACGGGCUGGCCGCGCGGGCGCGCGCGGCCGCCGAGGCCAACGCCGCCGCCGCGGGGCGCGGCGAGGACAGGACCACGCUGCGCGACGUCCUCGCGGACGCGACGACAAUACUGGGCGCGGACAAGGAUGUGGAGCGGGAGGACGCGGCGCGGGUGGUGGAGGCGGAGGUGCGCAGCGACCCCGACGCGACGGCGCGCCCAGGCGGGGUUGCCGCGUCCAUCGCCGCCGCCGCGCGGCUCAACCGCGGCCGGCAGUAGCUAUGUGCUCCACUGGUUGUCGGGGGGCAGUGUCAAUGCAAGUGUGCUUGUACGUUUUCCUUUUUGAGAUGGAAUGUGGUGGUGCUUGGCCCGCUUGUAGUAGUUGUUGUACACGCCCUCGCAAAUCGCAGCAACAAAGUCAAAUAAUGAUGCGCAAGCAGACAUGAAUCGGGAGGAAGGCCUAGGCGGACCUAGCGACAAAAGUGAG